This is a messenger RNA of Tetrahymena thermophila SB210, 4902 nucleotides long. Its product is annotated as bowman-birk serine protease inhibitor family protein. The record is from RefSeq and is a predicted model, not a curated record. Lineage: Eukaryota; Ciliophora; Oligohymenophorea; Hymenostomatida; Tetrahymenidae. The transcript is spliced from 3 exons.
AUGAUGGAUCAAAUUGUUAAAAAUGCGAUUCUACAUGUUAAGAAUGUUCAGGACCUUCAUCAUCCUAAUGUACUUCAUGUGAUUCUUCUAAAUUCAGGAUACUUACUGGUGGUUAAUGUUAAUGUAUGCCAUAAUAUUUAGAAGACUCUCAAAAAAAUUGUAUCUGCAAAAUUCCAUUUUGUCUCAAAUGCUAAAACAAUAAUAAUAUUUGUGAUCUUUGUGAAGAUAAUAGAAUUUACAGUCCAAAAAAUAAUAGCUGCAUUUGUAAAGAGGGAUAUUUUGAAAAGGAUAAGACAUGCUAAAUUUGUCAUAAAUCUUGCAAAACUUGUUCUGGAGGAACAGAACUAGAAUGUGAUUCAUGUGCUUCUUUACGUUAAUAAGUAUCUCCUAAAAAAUAAUGCUUAUGCUAGGAUGGUUAUUAUGAAGAUACAAAUUUUAAUUGUUAAAAAUGCCACUAUUCCUGUUAAAAAUGUAUAAAUGAUAACAAUUCAAACUCAUGUACAUCAUGUUCAUUCAGCUCAAAUAGGAUUUAAUAAUCACUUCCUGAUUAAAAAAUAUUUAGUUGUGUUUGCUAAAAUAAAUUUUUUGAAAUUCCAAAUAAUUAAAAUUGCGGAUAGUGUAAUCCUUAGUGUAAUCAAUGCUCUGGAGAUUAGAAUCAUUGUAUUUAAUGCGAUGAAAUUACAAGAACUUUAAAAAAUAAUUAAUGCGUAUGCAAAGUAGGAUAUUUUUAUAUCAACUCAAAUGAUGUUUCUUGUUUGUAAUGCUAUAAUAAAUGUGAAACUUGCAAAAGUGGAUAAAAAGAAAAUAAUAUUUGCUUAACUUGCAGACCAACAGACAAUAGAAUACUUUAAAAUAACUCAUGUUAAUGUAAAUAAGGUUAUUUUGAAUCUUUUUCAUCAUCCAGCACAAUAUGUGACUAAUGUUAGCCAAAGUGCUUAUCAUGUUCAAAUAAAACAACUUGUGAUAGCUGUGAUCAAAGCUUAUAACUCAUACUAAACUCAUCAAAUCAGUGCGUAUGUAAAGAUGGAUACUAUGAAGAUAAUGGUUUAUGUAAGUUAUGUCAUUAUUCUUGUGAGAAAUGUAAUGGACCUGGAUCAAACAACUGUACUUCUUGUAUUUAAUCUAAAAAUAGGAUAUUCAAAUAAAAUUAAUGCAUUUGCUUAGAUUCUUAUUAUGAUGAUGGUUCAAAUUAGUUAUGUUAAAAAUGCCAUUAUUCUUGCUACACUUGUAAUAAUAAUCAACCUGAUUCUUGCAAAAAUUGUGGAAACUCUUUAAAAAAUUAUAGGAUAUAAUAACAAUAAAUUAAUUUACCAUCUUAAUCUUAAUUUAAAUGUAUUUGUUAGGAUUAAUACUAUGAUGAUGGUAAUAAUAAUAUUUGUGAUAAAUGUCAUUAUUCCUGCAAAACUUGUUCAUAAUAAAACAUUUGCACCAAUUGUGAUCAGUCUUCUUUUAGGUAAUUGUAAUAGGUAGAAGCUAAUAAAAUUUACUGCUUGUGCUAAAUUGGAUAUUUUGAAGAUUCAAAUAAAAUUUGUUAAUAAUGCUCUUAAAACUAAAUGCGAUUGCAAGGAUGGAAUGUAUGAAGAUAAAUCUGGAAUAUGUUAAAUCUGUCAUUUUUCUUGUGAUACUUGUGAAGGAGGUGGGUCAGUUAAUGACUGUAAAACUUGUAACUACUAAAAUAACAGAGUAGUGUAAUAAAAGGAUUCAAAAAUCACUUGUUAAUGCAUGUAAACAUUUUAUGAAUCUAACAAGGCUCUUUGUGAUAAAUGCCAUUAUUCAUGCUUAACCUGUUCUAAAAAUAGUAAUGAAAAUUCUUGUGAUUCUUGUGAUUCCUCUUUAUUUAGAGUACUAAAUAGUGGAAAAUGCAUUUGUAAAUCAGGUUAUGUAGAAGUUAAUCAUAUAUGUGUUCCUUGCCACAAAUCUUGUCAAGAAUGUAUUGGAAUAACAAACAAAGAUUGUACUAAAUGUAAUAUAGAUGAUUAAAGAGUGUAAUCAGUAAAAGAUUAAACCUCAUUUUAAUGCUUUUGUAAAUCCUCUUACUAUGAAGAUUCUAACUUGGUUUGUUAAAAAUGCCAUUUUUCAUGUUAAGAAUGUAUCGGUCCUAAAGCUGAAGACUGUACUUAGUGUUCAAGAUAAAAUUUUAGAAUUCCUAGUGAACUUUCAUUAAAAAAUUUUCUUUGCGUUUGUUAAGAAAAAUUUUAUAGUGAUAAUAUUAAUUCACUUUGUUUACCAUGCCAUUAUUCAUGCAAAAACUGUGAGGGUGGUAAUAAUAAAUAAAACUGUACUGAAUGCAAUUAAUCUUUUGGAAGAAUUAAGCUUUUACAGUAAGGCUAAAAUUAAGGUCAAUGCAUUUGUAAAGAAGCAUUUUUCGAGAAUGGUAGUAAUGAAUUAUGUACUGCUUGCGAUAUUACAUGUAAAAACUGCUUUAAUAGCUCCAAUUAAGGCUGCAAUUAAUGCUAUGAUGAAAGAAAUUUUAUGUUAACUUAAUAGAAACAGUGUAUUUGCAAACCAUAACACUUUUAUAAUUAAAUAUAAAAUGCAUGCUUAAAAUGCCAUGAAUUUUGCUAAAGCUGUAAAGGGUUGGGUAAAGAAGAUUGCUUGUCUUGCUUUCCAUAUUAGAAUAGAGAAUUAAUUGGUACGUAGUGCCUGUGUAAAUAAUCAUUUUUUUAAAUAAAUCAAAACAGUAUUUGCCAAGCUUGCCAUUAUUCCUGCUUAAAUUGUAAUGGAUAUUCACGUUUUUAGUGCACAGAUUGUAGCAGUGAUUCAUUAAGAAUAUUUAAUAGAAUUUAUUCCACUUGUGAUUGCUAGCAAGGUUACUUUGAAAUAAAAAAUACUUAAAAAUGUUAGAAAUGUGAUUAAAAUUGUAAAACUUGUGAAAUGAAAAGUGAUAAAUGUAUAUAAUGCAAUAAUAACAUGGUACUGAAUAAGGAAUCAUACAAAUGUGAGUGCUAAUCUGGGUACUAUUUAGAUAUUAAAACUAAUUAUUGUUAUCCUUGCUCAUACGCUUGUAAAUAAUGCUUAGGACCUUAAAAUGGAUAGUGUCUUACUUGUAAAGAUAAUUAUUUAGGUGUUUUAUCAGGUAUAUUUAACAACUAAUAGACAUAUUAAUGUAAUUGUGAUCCUAAUUUAAAUUGCUUAGGUUGUCAUCCUUCUUGCGAAUACUAAUAGUGUGAUCCUAAUAAUCAAAAUAUUUGUUUAUCUUGCCCAUAAAAUAUGUAAUUAACACCUAUUUAAACAACAAAUAAUAUGAAAUAUUAAAUUUGUGUAUGUAUGGAAGGUUUUUAUGAAGAUAUUAUUCUUUUAAAAUGCUUAAAAUGCCAUUUUACUUGCUAGACAUGUGUAGGACCAUCUGCAUAAGAUUGUUUGAGCUGUAAAGAUGAGGACUUAAAUUUUAGGCAAGCUAAACCUGUUCUUAAUUAAAUUCCUCAUUUAGUUGAAUGUUCUUGCAAAAAAGGUUAUUUUGAAAUAUAAAAUUAGUUAAAGUGUUAAAAAUGCCAUUCAAGCUGUGAAACUUGUUAAGGUUAAUUUAAUUAUUGCAUAUCUUGCCCUGAGAAUUCAUUUAUUUCUUAAAACGGAGUUUGCAUUUGUAAAUAAAAUUUUAUUUUUAUGAGCACUUUGGGUAUUUGCCAGUAAUGCCAUUAUAGCUGUAAUUAAUGUGAUGGAUUAUAAUUAGAUGAUUGCUUAUCAUGCUCAUCUCUUACUACGAGAGUAUUUGUACCUAAAAACGCUAAUAUGAAAAAUAGUUUAGGAACUUGUAAGUGCUAGUAAGGAUAUUAUGAUAUUGGUGAUUCAGAAUGUCAAAAAUGUCAUUAUAGUUGUGAGACUUGUAUUGGUUAAGCUAAUUUUUGUAUAACUUGUCCUCCUUAGAAAUUAAGCCAUCGAUUUUAUUCAUCUAACGGUAAGUGUGAUUGUUUGCCAAAGUAUUUUGAGGAUGUAAACAAUAAUUGUGUGCCUUGUCCUUAUGAUUGCUAUACUUGCAAUCUUGAAAAAAAAUGCUUAACUUGCGAAGAAAGUUAAAGAUAGCUAGAUACCAAAACAAAUAGGUGCACUUGUUAUAAAGGAACAUUUGAAGUUUAAGACAGAAGUUGCUAACCUUGUGAUUUAAACUGUGAAAGCUGUAAAGACAAUCCUAAAGUUUGUUCAACUUGUCAUCCAAAUUCCGACUUAAACUACUUCAGUAAAUGUGUAUGUAACGAAGGCUUUUAUGAAGACCCUGAAUUUUAUAAAUAAUAUUCUAUGAUACCUAGAAAAUAAAUUUCUAUUCUGAAUAAAACUGAUUUAUGCAAAAAAUGUUUUACUACUUGCAAAAGUUGUGAUAAUAAACUUACCUGUUUGUCUUGUGAUGUAAUGAAAUUUACAGUACUUAACCCUAAAACUAAAAUAUGUGAGUGUUUUUAUGGUAGAUAACUAAUUUUAAAUGAGGAUGGAAGCUUUACAUGUGAAUUAUUAGAUAGCUAUAUAACUUAAAGCACAGAAUAAUAAAUUAGCACUAUCCACUAAUUAAUAAGCAAAAUGAUGAAUUUUAUUUAUCCUAUUUUUGGAUUUCUUUCUUUUAUGAGUAUUUUCACAGGAAAUUUAACCUUACCUAAUAUUAUGCUUUAAAGAGUUUUUGAUAUUGAACUAUUAUUAUACUUAAAUGUAAUGCCUAUAGAUAACGUUAAGCAAUUCUUAUCUAUAACAAAUAAAUCAAUCUACAUGUACAUAGGCUAUAUCAACCCCUUUUAAAAUAUUUUAUCAAGCGAGGAUGAUUAUUAUGUAAGUAAUAAUUUAAAAGAGUACAAAAUUUCUACAAAUAUUUACAAAUAAGGAGGUGGUACUAAUGGUAAAUAGUAUGGAUAUUGGUUUAUAAGAUACUAAUUUGCAUACCAAUAUUAGCAAUCAAAUACAAAAAUAAAACUAUCAUGA